UCAGAAAGAACCGACUGGUCAUAUACUGUAGAUCUAAUUUUUAAAAAAAGGUGAGGGCCACCAAAACAAUUGUACACAUCGUUUAAAAGGACAAAAAAUUUAAAAUCAAAACUAGUAAAGAAGUGAGAAGAAACAGAAAAAAAAAAGGGGGACAAAAUUUUGGAACAGAAGAUAAAGCCAGAAUGCGCAGCUUACAGAAAUAAGACACACAUUCGGCUUUUAGCUUCAGGACAGCCUGCGCAGUGCAAGGAGCUGCGGCGUCUGUGGCGAAUACGCGCGCGCAGAGCUCUGCCUCCACAGCCCAAAGCCCGCAAGUGAAAGCCGAAUGCAGUGACUCCACCUCCUUCUGGAACAAAAACGCCGGGCAAACUGUUGCAGAGCAAACCGUUUUCCAAAUUGCCGUUUGGUGGAAGCGCCUGCAGGGGGCGCCCAAACAACUGUGUUUCGCAGGACGCUGAGUUGCCGUGAGAAUGGAUCACGCCGAACGAGUUCACGGAAAAUGUGGAAGAAUGCACCAAAACCAGGAAAAUCAGGAAACCGGCCUCUUGAUCGAAAGCUGUUCUUCAAAAUGCACUGGGACACCUUGGCCGCCCUGCGGACACGACGGCAGGCAUCUCGCCCGGGCCACCUGCAGCUGCAGGAGGCCGACCUGGUGGUGCUCCGGCUCCUGGAGGCCCUGCUGCAGAGCGGACCCCAGCUGCUGCUGCAGACCUACAUCUCUCUGGCGUCGGGCUUCACAGAUGCUGUGGCUGGGGUCAGCGCGCUGCUGUCCUGGUCCUCGCUGUCCUGGGCCCUCGUGUCCUACACCCGUGUCCUAGACGACAUGAAGCCGGGCCGCCGGGCCGUGCCACGGGCGGCCCUCUUCUGCCAGCAGCUCUGGCGGAUGGGCAUGUUGGGGACCCGCGUCCUGAGCCUGGUUCUGUUCGGCAGAGCUUACCGAGUUUGGGUCUUGGUGGUCGGAGGUGCCCACUGGCUGGUGAUGACGUUCUGGCUCGUGGCCCAGCAGAGUGACAUCAUAGACAGCACCUGCCACUGGAGGCUCUUCAACCUGCUCGUGGGGGCGGUGUACAUCCUCUGCUACCUCAACUUCUGGGACAGCCCUUCCAGAAACAGGAUGGUCAGCUUCUACUUGGUCAUGCUGCUGGAAAACGUCAUCCUUCUGCUGUUGGCCACGGACUUUUCCCAGGGGGCGUCGUGGAGCGGACUGUGCACCGUCGCAGGGGUGCUGUCUGGAUUUCUGAUUGGACAGGUGAGGUCUGUGGACCAUACCAUGCCACAGUGGUGCAGCCUCCCGGGCCCUGUGAGCUCAGCAGGGUCCCUCCUACACCUGAAGCCCCGGGCCAGCCGUCCCGCCCCACACCACAGACUCACGCCACCCACCUCCCGGACCUGCAGAGGAGCUAUCCUGGUGGCCACCGGCUCAUCCCAUGCGGAAUCAGCAUGGAGCACCACAGGCAGCGUCUCACUGGUCAUUUACUACAGCCUGCUUCACCCAGAGUCCCCAGGCAUCCGGCAGGACUUCGUGACAAAGUGCUGCGGCCUGGCAGAGGGGGAGUCUCCAGCCGUGGAGGGGCCCGCGAGCACAGGCUCGUGCCUAGCAGAGAGCUAUGAGCUGUCAAGUCUGCAGAAGCCCCCCAGCCCAGAGCAGGGCUCCCCGGGGCCAUGGCAUGGGGGCCAGAGUCCAGGGGACGUCUCUUUUCUCAGUCACCACCAUUGGCUGCUGGUAAAACUUGCCCUGAAAACCGGAAACAUGUCUAAGCUCCACGCCGCCUUCGGAGAAAGUGGUCCUCGCUGCUCUCCCCCUGCGUGGGGGUCAGUCCUGCUCUGCAAGGUUCAGCAAGCACCCCCCUCCCCUCCCCAAGACGCUUCAGCCUCUCAGGAAGGACCCGAGUUGCAGGGUGCCCCCAAAGCAGAGGCGGACUCGCUGGAAACCUCAAGCUACGUCUCUUUUGCCAGCAACCACCGGGACAGUGCACCUGCCCAGGGGUCCCCAGCAUGGCAGGGAGAGGGUAACCCAGGGGAGGGGCCCGAGGUGGGUCCUGGCACUCAGCAGAGGGGUGCAGGUGGGCAGCCAGGAGGGAGGGAGGGACAGCAGAGCACGACCCUGUACUUCAGUGCCACCACACAAGAGGCCGCGUCCUCGCCUCAGGAGGGCAGCACCCCGAGUCCCCGGGCGUCCCGCUCUGGGAGGGGACCGCAGAGAGGUAGUCCCGCCCAGUCGGCCUCGCCCCGGCCAGCUGCCAAGCCCUUUCCCUGCAGCAUGGCGGACAUCAGCCCCAUCCUCGGCCGGGGCCCAGGCAGAUGCUUCUGCCCCAGCGUGGGCCUCCAGGGCACAGCCCCGGGUCGCCAGGACGGGGAGGAGUGGCAGGAGCCCGCCAAGGACCCAAGCCACCCCGCUCCUGUGGACGUGCGCGUGUCCCUGCGGAGGCGCAGCCUGAGUCCCGCAGAACAGCCCUGCUUGACCUCCACCCCGAAGUCGGAGCCGAGCCCACAGGCCUGCAGCCACGGAGGCGGGCGGCAGCAGGAGGCCAGCUUCCUCGUCUGACCACAGCCACGGUGAGGGAU
Chinchilla lanigera (long-tailed chinchilla) is the source of this 2565-nucleotide messenger RNA. RefSeq names its product XK, Kell blood group complex subunit-related family, member 5 (gene Xkr5). Gene Ontology annotation, cellular component: plasma membrane. The coding region runs from base 500 to 2545 and encodes 681 amino acids. NCBI's taxonomy places the organism in Eukaryota, Metazoa, Chordata, Mammalia, Rodentia, Chinchillidae. The record is from RefSeq and is a predicted model, not a curated record. Gene Ontology annotation, biological process: phosphatidylserine exposure on apoptotic cell surface; apoptotic process involved in development; engulfment of apoptotic cell. The transcript has 7 exons.